AUGAGCUCAAGUUUUGGAGCAGAUCGAGCAUGGGAUGAGCUGCGCCGCGAGGCACGGCGGUUGGAGGGCGAGCUGGAGGUCAAGCUUCUGGCGCUGACUAAGCUUACGUCUGGACUGGAGGGCGGCUACCGCAGCAGCAGCAGUAGCAGCAGCCGGCAUGAUCAUGGCUCAGGCCUGGGCCCGGAUCAGCUGGCUCAGGCUAAGGCGUCUGAGGUUGAGGCCCUGCUGCAGCGGCUGUCUGACGUGAACGACGAGAUGGGCGGUGUCAUUGGGGGCGGCAGCGACGCGCGCGUGCACACCCUGGCGCGCCAUCGCGACGUGCUGCUCGAGUACACACAGGAGUUCAGGCGCAUGGAGUCGGCUCUGGGCGCGGCGCGCGAUAGGGCAGAGCUAUUGGGCAUGGGCGGCGAGGCCGCGCCGCUGCUGGGGGUCCAGGUGCACAACGCGUCAGGUGCGCUGCUGCGCGAGCGCACCCAGCUGGCGGCCUCUGCUGGAUAUGUGGACGACAUGCUGGCGCAGGCGCAGACGGUGACGCGUAACCUGCUGGAGCAGCGGCGCGUGUUUGACACCGUGCAGGACAAGCUGCUGAGCGUGGGGGAGCGCUUCCCGGUGGUCAACGGGCUGCUCAACGCCAUUCGGAGAAAAAAGUCCAAGGACACCCUCGUGCUGUCCGGCACCAUCGCCGUCUGCACCACCCUCAUCCUGCUGUACAUCAUCGUGCGGUGA
Messenger RNA from Monoraphidium neglectum, 726 nucleotides. Its product is annotated as Golgi SNARE 12 protein. Gene Ontology annotation, cellular component: cis-Golgi network; Golgi membrane; SNARE complex. Gene Ontology annotation, molecular function: SNAP receptor activity. Lineage: Eukaryota; Viridiplantae; Chlorophyta; Chlorophyceae; Sphaeropleales; Selenastraceae. Bases 1 to 726 code for a protein of 241 amino acids. Gene Ontology annotation, biological process: endoplasmic reticulum to Golgi vesicle-mediated transport; vesicle fusion. The transcript is spliced from 8 exons. The record is from RefSeq and is a predicted model, not a curated record.